CGGGCGGCCGCGGCUCUGGGGACCGGGUGCUCCCGGGCCCGGCCCUAGUCGCCCGCCCCGCCGCCCCGGGGCGCCAUCGGGAGGACACGGAGCCGCGCGGCGCGAGAAGGAGCCAUGGGCAAGUGCAGCGGGCGCUGCACGCUGGUCGCCUUCUGCUGCCUGCAGCUGGUGGCUGCACUGCAACGGCAGAUCUUCGACUUCCUGGGCUACCAGUGGGCUCCCAUCCUGGCCAACUUCCUGCACAUCAUGGCCGUCAUCCUGGGCAUCUUUGGCACUGUGCAGUAUCGUUCCCGGUACCUCAUACUGUAUGCAGCCUGGCUGGUGCUCUGGGUUGGCUGGAAUGCCUUUAUCAUCUGCUUCUACCUGGAGGUUGGACAGCUGUCCCAGGACCGGGACUUCAUCAUGACCUUCAACACAUCCCUGCACCGCUCAUGGUGGAUGGAGAAUGGGCCAGGCUGCCUGGUGACCCCUGUUCUGAACUCCCGUCUGGCCCUGGAAGACCAUCAUGUCAUCUCUGUCACUGGCUGCCUGCUUGAUUAUCCUUACAUUGAAGCCCUCAGCAGUGCCCUGCAGAUCUUUCUAGCUCUGUUUGGCUUCGUGUUCGCCUGUUAUGUGAGCAAAGUGUUCCUGGAGGAGGAGGACAGCUUUGAUUUCAUCGGUGGCUUUGACUCCUAUGGAUACCAGGCGCCGCAGAAGACAUCACAUUUACAGCUGCAGCCUCUGUACACGUCGGGGUAGCUUCUGCCCCCGCACCCACCCCACGCUGCGCUGGCGGCUGGAGGAAGAAGCGCCAGAUGGGCAGGCGCGCCCCCUGGCGGCUCACAGACUGACUGCAGCCUGCGCGGCCCUACCUGGAUCUGCCGCUGCGGGAACAGAUGAGGACUCAGACUUGACCCUGGCCCUGGCCUUUGGCAGCCGGACUUCAGGGUUGGGUCAGGGCGGGACAGGGGAAGGGGUAUCUCGGGGUUUGUAUUUUUUUUAUCUCAGCCUUGGUGUGCGCUGGGGUCUUCCUCCCUUCUCCAGCCUCUCCUUUUCACCUUUUUACUUAGCCUCUUGCCCUUGGUCCAGACAAAAACAGGACAGAUGGACUCACCCCAUCUCACUCCUCAUUCACCAGCCCUGGGGAAAGACACUGUGAACUAGGAGCAGGAGUCCUGGGCUCCAGUUGCACCUCCAUCCCUGACAUCCAGUGUGACAUCUGGCCAAGUGCUCUCUCUGGGUCUCAGUUUCCCCACCUCAAGUAAUUAAGAAUAAUCCCAUAGCAGAUGAACUCUUUUAGAGCUCUCUUUUGACUCUCAGUUCCCUGGGCUAGGCUGCAGAUAUGAAAACAAGGCCUAGAAAUGUGAAGUGAUUUGCUUGAGGUCACAAAGCUCUGAUGGAGGCAGACUUUGAACCCAGUAUACUGUAGCUUGAGACUCCCUAGUCCAGCAUCUGGUCUUUGGACUUCCAAGCUCAAACACUCCUGCACAUUCAUACGCCACUGCCACCACUUGCCACUCUUAAAGCAAUAUACCUAUCCAUUCUCUUAUUGAGACCCGGAUGGACAGAGCCCAAAGCCUGACCCACAGGAAGCUUUUGUAGACUCAGUCCUUGUCAACCCUUGGCAAACCUUUGGAUCUCCCUCCUCUAGGGAAGCAGAACUAUCACUCACACCUCAGCCCCUGCCAGGUCCCAAAGCUUGGGUCUUCUAUCCCAUGAUCCCAUGAUGCCACACCUGACUCCUCUAGCAAUCCCGCCAACCCUUGAUGGCUCCUCCCACCUUACCAUUGUGUUCUCAGAGAGGAAGCUAGUGUCCACAGGAGCAAGUCCAGGAGUGCCGAAGGGGCAGAAUAAGGUAGGGUUAGGAAGGGUAGCACCCCACCUUUCCUAGGGACAAGGAGAGUUCUUCCUCACCUCCUUCCACAGAUGCCCUAAGGACCCUAUGUCCUGAGCACUGGCUGGUGAAUCACAGACAGAAAACUCAGACAUCAAUGCCCAACCUGUGAUGCUCAGGCAGCUCUAGAUUAGGAAAGCAACUGAGAAAGAUGUACAGGGACUGUAGUGGGGAGCCUGGACAGUGAAGAUGGUUUCUGUGAUGACCACAUCCUUUCCUACUUCACCAUCCCAUCUGUCAUGGUUUAUAGAGCAUCCAUCUCCAGGGGUUCCUCCAGCCAUCACAGAUCCCUGAGUGGAGAGUCUAAUCAGAGGGAAUAAGCUCCCUUUAGCCUGGGCUGCCACCUUACCACUUCCACGGACAGCACUCACCUCCCAUCCCUUCCCCCAGGCUGCCUCCUUCUACUCAACAGUUUAGCCAUUGGUGCUUUGAAACCAUUUGGUUUUAUAAGCUGGGUUUUUCAAGGGGACCUGUUCCUUUCUCACUGGGACUAUGUGAGCUGAGACUGCCUUGGUGUCUGUGCAGGUGGGUUGAUUAAAGAAGGUGUUUUCUUC
Messenger RNA from Nannospalax galili (Upper Galilee mountains blind mole rat), 2427 nucleotides. It is a transcript of the gene Nkain1, whose product is annotated as sodium/potassium transporting ATPase interacting 1. NCBI's taxonomy places the organism in Eukaryota, Metazoa, Chordata, Mammalia, Rodentia, Spalacidae. Bases 115 to 738 code for a protein of 207 amino acids. The transcript is spliced from 7 exons. Gene Ontology annotation, biological process: regulation of sodium ion transport. The record is from RefSeq and is a predicted model, not a curated record.